AUGGAGGACGGGACGCAGGUCAGCACCAUGGAGCGAGUCUGCAAAGAUGUGCAAGCGCCCGCCAUGUACAAGCCCACCAACGAGCAGUUCUUUGAGGAUGAUACGCACCAGAAGCCCGAUAUCCAGUUCUUGAAACAGCAUUUCUACCGCGAAGGCCGCCUGACCGAGGAGCAAGCGCUAUGGAUUCUUCGGACGGGCACCGAGCUCUUGCGUGCUGAGCCCAACCUGCUCGAGAUGGACGCCCCCAUCACCGUUUGCGGCGACGUUCACGGCCAGUACUACGAUCUGAUGAAGCUGUUCGAGGUGGGCGGUGACCCGGCCGAGACGAGGUACCUGUUUCUGGGCGACUACGUCGACCGCGGGUACUUCAGUAUCGAGUGCGUGCUCUAUCUGUGGGCGCUCAAAAUCCACUACCCCAAGACGCUCUGGCUGCUGCGCGGCAACCACGAGUGCCGCCACUUGACCGACUACUUCACCUUCAAGCUCGAGUGCAAGCACAAGUACUCGGAGGCCAUCUACGAAGCAUGCAUGGAGUCGUUCUGUUGCCUGCCGCUGGCGGCGGUUAUGAACAAGCAGUUCUUGUGCAUCCACGGCGGCCUCAGCCCGGAGCUGCACACACUCGACGACCUCCGUAACAUCGACCGGUUCAGAGAACCCCCGACUCAGGGGCUAAUGUGCGACAUCCUCUGGGCCGACCCUCUAGAGGAUUUCGGCCAGGAGAAGACAACCGACUACUUCCUGCACAACCACGUGCGUGGGUGUUCGUACUUCUUCUCGUACCCUGCCGCCUGCCACUUCCUGGAGAAGAACAACUUGCUGUCCAUCAUCCGCGCCCACGAGGCUCAAGAUGCCGGGUACCGCAUGUACCGUAAGACGCGUACGACAGGUUUUCCCAGUGUUAUGACCAUCUUCUCGGCGCCUAAUUAUCUCGACGUCUAUAACAACAAGGCCGCUGUGCUCAAGUACGAAAACAACGUCAUGAAUAUCCGGCAGUUUAAUUGCACGCCGCAUCCAUACUGGCUCCCCAACUUCAUGGACGUCUUCACAUGGUCGCUACCCUUCGUCGGCGAGAAGAUCACCGACAUGCUCAUCGCCAUCCUGAGCACGUGCUCCGAGGAGGAACUCCGCGAGGACUCCUCGGCCACCUCCCCGGGCCCCGUCUCCCCGUCCCUGCCGUCCGCCGCAAGCGCGGGCAGCCAAGAUCCCGACUCGAUCGAGUUCAAGCGGCGGGCCAUCAAGAACAAGAUCCUCGCCAUCGGGCGCCUGUCGCGCGUGUUCCAGGUGCUGCGCGAGGAGUCGGAGCGCGUCACCGAGCUCAAGACGGUCUCGGGCGGCCGCCUGCCUGCGGGAACCCUCAUGCUCGGCGCCGAAGGGAUCAAGAACGCCAUCAGCACCUUCGAAGACGCCCGCAAAGUCGAUCUGCAAAAUGAGCGGUUGCCGCCGAGCUCCGAGGAGGUCCAGAAGCAGCACGACGAGGAGCGUGCCCAGGCCCUCGAGCGCGCCACCCGCGAGGCCGACCAGGAUAAGAAGCUGCAGACGCUGUCGAGGCGGUUGAGCACGUGA
This is a messenger RNA of Chaetomium globosum CBS 148.51, 1563 nucleotides long. RefSeq names its product serine/threonine protein phosphatase 2B catalytic subunit. Bases 1 to 1563 code for a protein of 520 amino acids. Gene Ontology annotation, cellular component: calcineurin complex; cytoplasm. The transcript is spliced from 3 exons. Lineage: Eukaryota; Fungi; Ascomycota; Sordariomycetes; Sordariales; Chaetomiaceae. Gene Ontology annotation, molecular function: calmodulin-dependent protein phosphatase activity; calmodulin binding. Gene Ontology annotation, biological process: fungal-type cell wall organization; calcineurin-mediated signaling. The record is from RefSeq and is a predicted model, not a curated record.